Diabrotica virgifera virgifera (western corn rootworm) is the source of this 6614-nucleotide messenger RNA. RefSeq names its product protein mesh (gene mesh). The transcript has 15 exons. Gene Ontology annotation, biological process: cell-matrix adhesion. The coding region runs from base 109 to 3915 and encodes 1268 amino acids. The record is from RefSeq and is a predicted model, not a curated record. NCBI's taxonomy places the organism in Eukaryota, Metazoa, Arthropoda, Insecta, Coleoptera, Chrysomelidae.
CAUUAUCUCGUUCUAGCGAUUCUUGCAAACACUCGAGUACGAACUUUACUAACCGUAGCAACUUUUUUUGAUGUGAUGUGCGCCAGUUUGUAGUGCCAAAUAACCAAAAUGUGGUUAAAGUACUUUGUUAUUUUUGUUUUGUUUAGUGUUAGCGUUAAAGGACUAGAUGGUGAUCUUCCACCAGAUGUCGAAACUAUCGAUGUGGACACUACCAAUGUAAGCAACGCGGAUCCAGAUGCAGGGAAACCUAUCCCGGUGGAAGAUACGCCUAAUGGAGCCCCUCCAGUGAAUACAAACUAUGAAGUAGAUAAAACCUUAGUUAAUGUAACCAAUAGUUUGGUAAAUGUGACUAAAAAUCCCAGACGGACUUAUCAGACAGUUAAUAAAUUGGGCAAAUAUUCGACAUUUUAUGCUGCAGAUUACGUCACUACAGAAAAAUAUCUUCCAGAUCCUAUGACCUCAGACACAGCUCCACCAGACACUGACCAACGAGGAGGAGGAGGAACUCCAUACACUAUAUCAGAACCGAGACUGGCAGAAAUAAGGAAACAUUUUAUGUACCCAUUUUUCGAUAAAGGAGGCAGUGAUAAUAACUUGGGAGAUUUCCAAAAGGACAUUCAAUCUUCCAUUCCUCAGGUGCACAAGAAUUUAAACUUCCAGUUGCCUUUCUUUGGAUUCAGGUAUAAUUACACAAGAGUUUCAGUGAAUGGGUAUCUGGAAUUCAGCGAUCCACCUCCAAAUUAUGACUAUCCAUUAGUAUUUCCAAUUAAAGAAUGGCCCAAAAAGAAUGAUCCUGCCUUUAUUGGCAUUUUCUUCAGCAGAUGCAGAAUCGGUAAUCUACGUGAUGGAGACAUUGAUCAAAGAACACCCGGCGUCUAUUUUAGAAUGGAAAGAGAUUUAAGAACGAGGCAAGACAGAAUGGGUGUAGAAAUUAGAGAAAGACUUAAGUGGGAUAUCAGAACAGGAGUCAUUGGAUCAGAAACAUUCGAUCCUAAGCACGCCGUUAUUGUCACUUGGAAAAAUGUUACUUUCACUGGAGGAUUCGCUAAUGCUAAAUACAAGACAAACACCUUCCAAAUGGUUCUUGCAACUGACGAAGUCUUCACUUACGCGAUGUUCAACUACCUCAACUUGGACUGGACCUCCCACACUGAAGCGGGUGGUGAUUCCCAAAACGGGGAAGGUGGUGUCAGUGCCUAUGUUGGUUUUAACGCUGGAAACGGUACCAGAAGCUACGAAUACAAUCCUUACAGUCAAGCUUCCGUCAUUCGAGAUCUCACUUCAGUUGGAUUUGGAAAUGGUUUUAAGGGAAGACAUAUUUUCCGUAUAGACGAAGACAUUUUGCUUGGAUCGUGCAACAAAGAUAUAGAUGGUGCCAACCUUCCCCUGAAAUUCGCUCCUGAAAGUGGUAACAUGUUGGGUGGAACAGUGGUAAAUAUAACUGGUCCAUGCUUCAAUUUGAAUGAUAGGAUUCGAUGCAAGUUUGACGUAUCAAAUGAAGUAUUUGGGUAUGUUGUUGAUAAAAACAGAGCUAUCUGUGUACAACCUCAACUUUAUGCCGAAGGAUGGGUGAAUCUUCAAAUUGCUGUUAAUUCCGAAGCAUUCAAGUGGAAGGGGAAGUAUUAUGUAGAAUCACCUGCUAGUGCGACUCAAAAAAUCUUCUUUAAGGACAUGAAAUUACACGAAAAAUCUCCGAGCGAAUUAAAAAUCACUUGGGAGAAGCAGAAUUUGACCACAAACGACAACGCUAACAUCCGAAUUUCUCUCUGGGGUUACAGAGAAACGACUAUGAAACCAGUGUUUGUUUAUAUCACCGAUAUCGCUGAUAAUGUUCAAAACAUUGGAGAACACACGAUUGUUCCUUCUCAGUUUAGAACUAGAGUCAAUCAAUAUCUGACUGAUAUUAAGUUUGGAUUCCUCCAAAUUAAUUUAACUGAGUCUAUCACAGUUAAUACAUAUACUACAAGCCAGAGCAGCAUAGAAUUAACACCGGUAAUAUGGAGCCGACCCAUUCCACUCGGUUGGUACUUCCAGUUCCAAUGGGAAAACCAGUACGGUAAAAAUUGGCCCAAAUAUCUAUGUGACGAUUGGCUGAGAACGGACAGAUAUCUAAAAAACUUCGCCCACGAACUUGCUCAAUGUCCCUGCACCGUCGAACAGGCUUUAGCUGACAAGGGCAGGUUUAUGCCAGACUUCGAUUGCGACAAAGAUUCGAACCCGAUUUGUUACUAUAACAACCAAGCACUUCAUUGUGUGAAAACUGGAUCUCCCACUUUAGAAGGCUCCGAACAACAAUGUUGCUAUGAUAAAAACGGCUUUUUGAUGCUCUCUUACGAUCAGCAAUGGGGUUCUAGUCCGAGACGUUGCCACAACUUGGGUAAAAUGCCUUACAAUGAAGCGACAAAAGUGCCUACUCUCUCACAAUGGUUUAAUGACAUGGUACCCAAAUAUUUGUGUUGUCUUUGGCAAGACGAGCAAGCUGUGGGAUGUGAAACACUGAGAUUUGAACGGAGACCUACACAGGAUUGUGUAGCUUACCAAGCACCAGGUGUAGCAGGAGUCUACGGUGAUCCACACUUUGUUACUUUCGACGAUGUAGAAUAUACGUUUAAUGGAAAGGGAGAAUUCGCAUUGGUGAAAUCAGUUACGCAAACGGACAAUCUGGAAAUCCAAGGAAGAUUUGAGCAAAUGGACCCUAACACUUAUGGUGAGGUUAGAGCUACUCAACUGACUUCUGUAGUAGCUAAAGGUAAUAACACAAUAGCAAUUGAAGUCAGAAGGAGACCUCUAGAUUCUAGAUGGAGAUAUAGGUUGGAUGUUAUAGCAGAUAAUAGAAGACUUUAUUUUGAUAGACCCUCACUAAAAUUCCAGCACUUCCAAGGUGUUACUAUUUACACUCCAAGCUACAUCCUUAAUCAAUCAGAAGUCAUCAUUAUGUUUGACAAUGGAGCUGGAAUGGAGGUUGUCGACAAUCAAGGAUUCAUGAGUGCAAGAGUAUUUUUGCCUUGGUCGUUUAUAAAUAAAACCAUAGGCCUUUUUGGAAAUUGGAGUUUCAACAAAGAAGAUGACUUCACACUUCCAGAUGGUUCUAGAGCAGCAAUAGUGAAUAACAUAAAUGACAUGGAAAGGGUUUACAAUGAUUUUGGUUCCAAAUGGAUGUUGGAGGAUGUGUUAGAUCCUCAAAAGGGUAGAGCAUUGUUCCACAGGGAAUUCGGAAGAACUUCAGCGACUUACAACAACAAAACGUUCAAGCCUCAAUUCCUAAUGAAUCCGGAAGAUUUCCUACCAACCAACAGAUCUACAGAUCUUAAGCGAAUAUCCGAAAUAUGUCCUCUAAAGUUGUACGAAUGUUACUACGAUUACGCUAUGACGGUUGACAGGGAUUUGGCGCAUUACACCAAGAAUUAUAAAGCCACGAUCUAUCAAUAUAAAGAAACGACAAGGAGGAAAGUUGUGUCUUGCGGAGUACUAGAAACGCCGAGAUUCGGACGAAAGAGUACUUUCCUGUUCGUGCCCGGUACGAAGGUUACCUAUGAAUGCAUCCAAGAGUUCGUAUUGGUAGGUGAUCAGCGGAGAGAGUGUCAAGCGGAUGGAACAUGGAAUAUUCCUGAAUACGGAUACACAUAUUGCUUACGUCAGCAGGAAUACUCUCAACGACAAGCUGGUUUGGCUUCCGGGAUAAUUAUGGCUAUUCUUAUCCCGCUCAUCUUGCUUUUCGUCUACUUGGCGUAUCGUUUCUUACAAAGAAGGCAGAAAGAAAAAGAAUCUGAAAAAUUACAAGAGCAACAGUUCAUGGAAUCACAAAGGAGAGCCCAAGAAGCAGCUACUAAGAAAUUAACAGAAGCUGAAUAUGCUUCAGAAGAUGAAGACAGUAAUGUUACAAGCACGGGAGCAAAAGAAACAACCGUAUACUAACACCUAUAGAAUAUAAUGAUUCAACCUAUGAAUUGUAAUAUUUUAAAGUUUAAUCUUUGUCAAAACUAUUAUAUAAAAUAAGUACUAUAUUAUGUUGUAGUUAAUAUUUAAUAGGACUUUUAUUUUUUAUUGUAUUUCAGAUUAUAUUUCAUGCAGAGUGUGAUUUAGAUUAUAUUUCAUGCAAAGUGUAGAGUUUCAGAUAUAGCCUUUUUAACCACAACGUAAUCCGAUUCUUAUAGUAAAUUCAACAUUAUUUAAGAUACUUUUUCAUUGAAUUGUAUACCUAUCUAAUCCUGCAAGACCCACAUAUCUUUUUCCCAAUUAAAAGAGUAAAUAGGAAGAUACGAAAGUACAAAGUUAAAAUAAAUUAACGAAUUUCAUAAAACCCAGUAGAAAGCUAUGUUCUGCAGUUAUUAUCUAAAUUAGAAUACUAUUAAGUAACCAUAUCACCCUUCUCAAGUUUACAUUAACAUCAAGAUCUACUGGUGGCAUCCAUAGGUAGGUGCCUACUCGUAUAUUUAGUAAACAACAGUUUGUUGAUCCAUCAACUUCUUGUUGGUAAGAUUCAGCUCAACGUUGAGGGCAACCGGCCCUUCUUCUUAAAGUUCCAUCUUCUAUCAGAGGUUGGAUAUCAUAAUGGGUUUGGUCACUCUGUUGGCUGCUGCUCUGAAUAGUUGUAAUAAACUACAGUUAAACCAUUAUCUAAGGUUCUUUAGCCAGGAGAUGCGUCUUCUUCCUUGGAUCCUUCCUUGCAUAAUAAUUCUCAGCAACUCAUAUUUUUCUCCUCUAGUUAUGUGAUCCAAAUAUUCCAGUUUUCUAGUUUUUAUACUGUUCAUAAUUUCUAACUCCUUAUUUAAACGUGGUAGCACUUCAACAUUGGUAAUCCUUUGAACCCACUAAAUUUUCAAUAUUCUUCUGUAACACCACAUUUCGAAAGCUUCUAUUUUUCUUAUGUGUUGUCUCUUCAACGUCCAAGCUUCCAUUCCGUAUAGUAAUAUAGAAAACAUGUAGCAUCUUAGAGCCCUCAAUCUGAGAGGCAACUGAAGGUCUUUGUUUGUUAGCAUUGUCUUCAUUUUUAUAAAUGCUUGACUCUUGACUUGCAGUUUCAGUUCGGACUUUAAUUUCUUUGCUUUGGUCAUUUUUGUCAUCAACCCAGGUUCCCAGAUAUUUAUAUGUAUCUACUUUUUUAUUUGGGUUUGCUCUAUCAUUAACCUUUCAUUUCCAUGUUGUUUUUGAGACAAUCAUAAAUUUAGUUUUUUCUUGUUUAUUUUUAGUCCAAAUCUAAUGCAAUAAUCGUUAAUUAUAUUUACAAAUUCUUGUAGCGAUUCCAGGGUAUCUGCCAUUAAAACGGUGUCAUCAGCGAAUCUUAUGUUAUUUACUAUUCUUCCGUUUAUAGAGAUUCCAUCACUUAGUUCCGCUAUCGCUUCCUGAAACUUCACUGUACACGUCAAACAGUAUUGGUGGCACAACACAGCCCUGUCUUACUCCUCUCUUUAUAUCAACAUUCUAGGACUCUUUUUCUUCUAUCUUUAUAUUGGCCUUUAGAUUCCAAUACAGAUUGAUGAUAAUUCGUAAAUCUCGUCUGUAUAUAUCUCUGUUUUUCAAUAAUUCUAUUAGUUUUUCAUGAUGGACCCUGUCGAAUGCUUUUUCGAAGUCGAUGAAACAGCAACCAGCCCAUAGACCAUAUUUAUAAUUUGUCGACAACGUUCGUCUACAAUUUGUAUUUAGAAUAUAUAACAAUCAUAUACUAGCAAGAUCAGAAAGAUCUAAACCAGCAGGCAGCAACUGAAACACAAAGCUGGACAAAUUAAAUGGCUUAUUUGAAGAGAUAUGGGAGUGGAAAAUUGAUAUAAUUAUUGUACAAAAAAAUUUCACAUAGCAAAGCAUCUCGCAUACUUCAAUCUAAUUUUGUUAUCAAAAUAAAUGCAUCAUUAGAAAUAUCACACAUCAACAUUAUACAGUUAAAGUACAUAAUAUAUACAGUUAAAGUACAUAUAGUCGGAAAAAUUAAAGAAUACCCAUGAACGAUCACAUCAAUCACUUAUUUUGUAUUUGCUGUCUUUUUCUAUAACAAACGUUUGUUAUUUAUAGAAAAAGACAACAAAUACAAAAUAAGUGAUUGAUGUGAUCGUUUAUGGGUAUUCUUUCAUGUUUCCGACUGUAGUUGCGUAGUUACUAUUCUAGUUUAGUUUAAUUGUAAGUUUCUCUUAAAAAGCCACAACAAAAACAUGAAGUAGUUGGUUGAAAUACAAGUUAAAAGUCACUUUCGUUCAAAUAAUUUUAAUUAAUUCGAACUUGAAAGAAGCUACUUUUUGUUAUUAUUGUUCUGAAGCUAUUUUCCUGUGGCACCUUCAUACAACUUCCUAUUUUCACAGGGAAUAAACCACAAAUUUACUUUAAAAUAAAUUUAUUAAUAAAAUACAUAGUAAGAAGUAAAAUAAUAAACUUAUUUUAAGUAAAAUUGUGGCGUAUUCCCACUAGAAAUAGUAAAAAGGAUUCCUUCUAGAAUGUUUGUUUUUUUUUACGUGAAAAAUAUUGUCGUAAUUUAGUAGUAGGUACUUCACUUUUUUAGAAAAUCUAGUACAGUUCGUGAUAAAUCUCAAAUUUACUAUUAUUCUCUACGUAGAUUAGUGAUAUUUGUAUUCUUAGUAUUUUUGUAUUACAUGUAGAAUUUACAACAAUAAAUCUAAGUAAAUCUA